AUGGCACCCUCAAAACCUACUCCGAUUGCCAUUGUUGGCGGCGGUCCAUCCGGGCUGACAUUUGCUCGUCUACUCGAAUGUGCCGGUAUGGACUACGUUGUAUUCGAGCGCGAUACAUCACCAGCAUCCGAUGGAGCCUACCAGGGUGGCACGUUAGAUAUUCAUCCCACGACGGGCCAGGAGGCACUGCGCCGUGCUGGUCUGCACGCUAAAUUCAAGGCGCUCGCACGCUGGGAUGCUACGUCAAUGGUCAUCCAGGACUACCGUGGGCAACAUCGAUUCAAGUUUGGUGAAAAUCGCGAUGCCCCUGAAAUCGACCGUGUGCAGUUGAGACAGAUUCUACUGAAUUCACUGCCAGCACAUCGUAUCUUGUGGGGAAAGACGCUGUGCGCGGCUGAGCGCGAUGAGAACCAGAAAGACUCCGGAGCUGCGAGUAUAGCAUUGCGCUUUUCAGAUGGCUCGUACGAAAGUGGAUUCCGGCUUGUUGUGGGCGCAGAUGGUGCAUGGAGUAAGCUGCGACAGCUGAUCACACCUGCAAACCCGGAAUACGCAGGAAUUUUGUUCAUUGAAGGCCGCAUCUCACCUGAUAACCCACAAUAUGCGGCGGCGCAAGAGAUGGUAGGCAUGGGUAAUUCGCUUACAACGGGCGUCAAUUCUAAUAUGUGCAUUCAACAAAUGUCCGACCGCUCGUAUCGGGUCUAUAUGGGCAUCAAGGGUCCGCAGGACCUGACGCGGCCUGGAGGCAACCUCGACAUCACCAAUAUGGAGAAGACACGAGCUGCUCUGCUCGCACCUGACGGCUUCUUUGGAAACUGGGCGCCAGAUUUGCGUGCAUUCAUCGCCGACGCGGAGGGUCCCUGGCGGGUUUGGCCAUGGUACCGACUCAACCCAGAUUUAUUGCACCCCUCACCUGAAGCUGGUAUAAACGUUACCGAUGAGAGCCAGAAUCAAUGGAACCGCUGUCCCGGUGUGGCGCUCUUGGGAGACGCGGCACAUAUAGCAUCGCCGAAUGGAGAAGGCGUGAACCAAGCCAUGUAUGAUGCCUUGAUGCUAUUUGAGCGCAUCAUCGCCGAGGUGGGGCACCAAAAAGAGUAUGGAUUUGAUCCAGAGGUUGACGCGGCAUCCAUAGAGCGCGCCGUGGAUGCCUAUGAAGCAGAGAUGCGCCCUCGAGGUCGUGAGCACAUUGAGGAUGGUUUGAACGUUGAAACCAUGUUCUUCGGCGAAGAUGCGGCAUCAAAUAUCACCGAGAAGUUUAUGGCUAUGGAACGGGGAGACGAAACACAACUUCGUUCGUGA
Penicillium macrosclerotiorum is the source of this 1296-nucleotide messenger RNA. Its product is annotated as FAD-dependent oxidoreductase. Lineage: Eukaryota; Fungi; Ascomycota; Eurotiomycetes; Eurotiales; Aspergillaceae. The coding region runs from base 1 to 1296 and encodes 431 amino acids. The transcript is spliced from 2 exons. The record is from RefSeq and is a predicted model, not a curated record. Gene Ontology annotation, molecular function: FAD binding.